Eptesicus fuscus (big brown bat) is the source of this 723-nucleotide messenger RNA. It is a transcript of the gene MORN5, whose product is annotated as MORN repeat containing 5. Bases 82 to 600 code for a protein of 172 amino acids. The transcript is spliced from 5 exons. Lineage: Eukaryota; Metazoa; Chordata; Mammalia; Chiroptera; Vespertilionidae. The record is from RefSeq and is a predicted model, not a curated record.
CUCUCCUGGUUGUCAUAGUGAGGCGGUACACACUGAGACUCCGGGGUCCCAAGGCCUGGAAACUGUAAGCAGGCAGGCGCCAUGCAGUACACGGGGAGCGAAUAUAUUGGAGAAUUUGUAGAUGGGAGGAUGGAGGGCGAUGCCGAAUACAUCCUCCCUACUGAAACAAGAUACGUUGGGGAAAUGAAGGACGGCAUGUUUCACGGCCAAGGAACCCUGUACUUCCCCAAUGGGAGCCGAUACGAUGCCAUUUGGGAAAAGGGAUUGGCUGUUAAGGGCACGUACACCUUCUCCGACGGACUGCAGUAUGACGCAAAGAACUGGCAUUACUGUGACGGCUACGACCGGAGGUUUUACACCGAGAUCUGCCACGGCUUGAAGCCUACAGGUAUCUCUCAACUCUCCAAUAUGGACCCGCCUAGAAAAAUCCCUGCAGGCUAUUAUGACUGUGGAGAUGGCUUCUACAACCCGAAAACAAGGGUCGUCAGGGACUAUAAGAAUCACUUUCUGCGAAAUGCCGAUGAUGAUGAGCAUGAGUGGAUUAUCCGGACGUGUCGGAAGGGCUGGGACGAGUUUGUGGGUCACAGGCCCACGCUGUGAGCUCUGCAGCCACCUCGGCCAGAGGCUUCCCUCUGCUCUACUGGCUUCGGUUGGCCCUGGUGGCAGGCUGUAGUUAAGAACCUGAACUUGACUCGGGAAUAAAGGCUUUCUGCAGUUAAUGGC